AAUUAUUUUUUUAAAUUAAUUUUUACAAUUUAAAUUGUAAUAAUUUAAUAAUUUAUUGAAUACAUGGUUGAAGCUAUAAUUCAAUUGAAUGCAAAAUAGAAUUUUCAAGUAUGACUGAAACAUUUAAAAUGUUAAAAGAACAAUCUCAAAUAAGGAAAAAAUUAUUGGCUAAAAUGUUAGGUUUUUCAGACGUUCAACAACUUCGUCGUGCAUUGAACACACACAAGGAACAAACAACCAUGAAUUCAUUUCGUAUAAAUAAAAUUGAUAUUCAACCAAAAAGUCCAGAACAUACAUACAAUGAUUCAUCAACAUUUCUCAAAGGUACACAAUCAUCUAAUCCACACAAUGACUAUUGUCAACAUUUUGUUGAUACUGGUCAACGUCCUCAAAAUUUUAUUAGAGAUGUUGGUCUUACUGACCGAUUUGAAGAAUACCCUAAACUCAGAGAAUUAAUUCGUUUGAAGGAUGAACUGAUACAACAAACUGCUACUCCUCCAAUGUUUCUGAAAUGUGACCUUAGUACAUACAAUUUAAAAUCAUUAAAUAUUAAAUUUGAUGUCAUCCUUGUUGAACCUCCACUUGAAGAAUAUCAAAGAACCUUUGGUGUAACCAAUACAAAAUUAUGGAAUUGGAAACAAAUAAUGGACCUAGAAUUGGGUGAAUUAGCUGCAAAUCGUAGUUUUAUUUUUCUCUGGUGUGGUUCAUCUGAUGGGUUGGAUAAAGGUCGUGAUUGUUUACGACGUUGGGGUUUUAGACGAUGUGAAGAUAUUUGUUGGAUCCGAACAAAUUCUAAAAAUCCUGGACAUUCAAAAAAUUUAGAACCAAAUGCUGUUUUUCAACGCACUAAGGAACAUUGUUUAAUGGGCAUUAAAGGAACAGUUCGCAGAUCUACAGAUGGAGAUUAUAUUCAUGCUAAUGUUGAUAUUGAUUUAAUAAUUAGUGAAGAAAAUAAACAUGGUUCAAUUGAAAAACCUGUUGAAAUAUUUCAUAUCAUUGAACACUUUUGUCUUGGAAAAAGAAGAUUACAUUUGUUUGGUCGUGACAGUACUAUUCGUCCAGGAUGGUUAACUUUAGGAAAUGAAUUAACUAAUUCUAAUUUCAACACUGAUAUGUAUAAUGGAUAUUUUAGCAAAGGUCAAUUAACAACUGGAUGUACUGAUCGUAUUGAAGUACUCAGACCAAAAUCUCCUCCGCCUAAAUGUAAAAUACCAAUAGGAAUAAGAAAGGGAAUAGCUUGUAUAAAUAGGAGUAGAGGAAGAAUGUAAAUUUUAUUUUAUUUUAUACCAACAAAGACUGAGCUGUUCUAUUUUUUGUAAUGUUACAAUAUUAUUUAAUAAAUAACAAUUUGUCAAUAUAUAUUUUA
Molecule: messenger RNA, 1366 nt
Organism: Sipha flava (yellow sugarcane aphid)
Lineage: Eukaryota; Metazoa; Arthropoda; Insecta; Hemiptera; Aphididae
Gene: Mettl14
Product: N6-adenosine-methyltransferase non-catalytic subunit
Exons: 6
Coding region: 111-1268 (385 amino acids)
Cellular component (GO): nucleus; RNA N6-methyladenosine methyltransferase complex
Molecular function (GO): mRNA binding
Source: RefSeq, a predicted model, not a curated record